AAAAAGGUUUACCUCAUUGGCUUUACUGGAACCUGACUUUAACAACCCCUCUCGACUGUUUAAAGAAGUUUGUUGUUUGCUGAAAUGGGUACACUGGAGUUUUGGGUGGUCUUGACUGUUCUUGGCUUUACUUUACAAGCUCAGCUUCUGAAUUCUCAGAACUUCACGUGCAGUUCAAAUGACUUGAAGGCAUUGAGGGAUUUCGUGAGUGCUGUGGAAUCACCUAUUGGUGGGUGGGACACUGAUUCAUCUUCCAAUUGCUGCAAUUGGGUUGGGAUCACAUGCAAGUCUUCAUCUUCUCUUGGACUAAAUGACCCACUCAACUCCAGUAGGGUUGUUCAGGUGGAACUUGGACAGAGAAGACUAAUGGGAAAACUUUCAGAGUCUUUAGGAAGUUUGGACCAGCUUAGAACCCUCAAUCUCUCUCACAAUUUCCUCCGUGGCUCACUUCCGGUCUUACUGUUACAUUUGCCCAGAUUAGAGGUUUUGGACUUCAGCAACAAUGACCUCUCAGGCUUCUUUCCGAUAAGCAUCAAUCUAGCUUCAAUUCAAAUUUUUGACAUUUCAAAAAAUUUCUUUCGGGGUUUGGUUCCUGUGGGUAUAUGCAAUAACGCUGCCCAACUUUCGUCUAUUGAUUUGGCAUUGAAUUAUUUCUCUGGGAAUUUACCACUAGGAUUUGGGAAUUGUAGUUCAUUGGAAAACCUUUCCCUUGAUUCAAAUUUCCUCUCUGGUGGUUUACCAGAAGAUCUUUUUCAGCUACCAAAGUUGGCUCUACUGACUCUUCAAGAUAACCUGUUUUCUGGGCAAUUGAGCAGCAGUAUCGGUAACCUCUCUAACCUUGUUCGUUUGGAUAUAUCCUCAAAUUGGUUUUCAGGGAAUAUACCGGAUAUUUUUCAUAGCUUUAGGAAGUUAAGAGAUUUCUCAGGGCAAUCCAAUAAUUUCACUGGUCGGAUACCCAUGUCAAUGUCCAAUUCCAGGACUAUUACUUCGCUUAAUUUGAGAAACAAUUCUUUGGAUAGUCCUGUUGAUCUUAAUUGCUCGGCAAUGAUUAGUCUUGUCUCUCUUAAUCUGGGUUCCAAUCAGUUCAAUGAGUUAAUUCCUGACAAUCUUCCCGCUUGUCCACAAUUGAAAUCUAUAAAUCUUGGGAGGAACAACUUUACUGGCCAAAUCCCAGAAACCUUCAAGAAUUUUCAGAGCCUCUCUUACCUUUCCCUCUCAAAUUGCAGCAUCUAUAACAUCUCGGCUGCCCUUGGUAUACUACAGCAUUGUCAGAACUUAACUACUCUGGUUCUUGGAGACAGUUUUUUUAACGAAGUAUUGCCUUCCAAUCCAAGUCUGCAGUUUAAAUCACUGAAGGCUCUAAUUAUUGCCAAUUGUGGACUCACCGGUUUUGUUCCCCAGUGGUUGAGUGGUUGUGGCAAUUUGCAGUUAUUGGAUUUGUCCUGGAAUCGUUUGGGGGGGACAAUCCCAGCCUGGUUCGGCAGUUUGCAGCAUCUUUUUUACAUGGACUUAUCUAACAACUCUUUUAUUGGGGAGAUUCCGAAAGACCUUACCGGGUUACAGAGCCUCAUCUUUUGGAAUAUGUCAUUGGAAGAGUCUUCCUCAGGUUUUGUAUUUCACAUUAGAAGGAGUACUAGCAGAGGGUUGCAGUAUAAUCGAAUUUGGACCUUUCCGCCAACUCUGGAUCUCAGUAAUAACUUUCUCACUGGGCCCAUCUGGCCAGAAUUUGGGAAUUUGAAAAGGUUACAUGUAUUGGACCUCAAAAGCAACAAUUUAUCGGGUACCAUUCCAAGUAGUUUGGGAGAUAUGACAAACAUAGAGAAACUGGAUUUGUCCCAUAACAAUCUCACCGGAUCAAUACCUCCUUCUUUGGAGAAACUCAGUUUUAUGUCCAAGUUCAGUGUUGCUUACAAUAAACUCUCUGGGCCAAUCCCUACUAGAGGCCAAUUUGCUACCUUUCCGAACUCAAGCUUUGAGGGAAACCAAGGUCUAUGUGGUGAAUAUGCUGCCUUAUGUCAGACUACGGACCACUUUCCUCGGGAGCCAGCCAUCAAACCACAAAAAAAGAAAGUGAAUAUCGAUGGAAUGGCUUUUGGAAUUGGAUUUGGCACAGCUUUUAUUCUUGCUUUCGUGAUCAGCAUGUUUGCGGUCAAGAAGUUGAUCCCAAAAAGGAGGUACCCGAUGCCAAUGAAAGGUAUAUUGAAGAAUUCCGUUCUUGAUUAGUGGGUUUUUUUUUUUCCCAAAACAAUGAGAAUAAUAAAGAGCUCUUCCCUGGUGACCGUCUGACGUGUCAUAGAUCUAAGAACAAACGUUACUCUGCUCGUAGUCCUGCAAUGUCUAUAUUUACCUUUUAGAUACCAUGUACUUCAAUUGCAUGCAACUUGGGCAGCCCUAUUUAAAUGUACAGCUGAUGUGCAGCCUACUCAGCAAUCAAUCACCCUUAGCACAGCAGUCUAGUGAAGAUCCAAGCUCACCAAAGGAAGUUACACGUGAAAGGACAAAGAAUGUUCAAGUGCUGAGCUGGAAGUUUGUUAGAAUAGCUUUCAUUGUGUAUAUAGCAUUUAAAUGUUUAUUAUGUUGUUUCCUUUCUUAGGUGUCACUCUUGUGACUUGUAUAU
Messenger RNA from Ilex paraguariensis (yerba mate), 2617 nucleotides. The record is from the annotation of a GenBank genome assembly. Lineage: Eukaryota; Viridiplantae; Streptophyta; Magnoliopsida; Aquifoliales; Aquifoliaceae.